This is a messenger RNA of Arachis duranensis, 2910 nucleotides long. RefSeq lists its product as uncharacterized. Lineage: Eukaryota; Viridiplantae; Streptophyta; Magnoliopsida; Fabales; Fabaceae. The transcript is spliced from 18 exons. Gene Ontology annotation, molecular function: DNA ligase (ATP) activity; ATP binding; mRNA 5'-triphosphate monophosphatase activity. The coding region runs from base 416 to 2464 and encodes 682 amino acids. Gene Ontology annotation, biological process: protein dephosphorylation; 7-methylguanosine mRNA capping; DNA repair. The record is from RefSeq and is a predicted model, not a curated record.
UCUUCGUCCCACGCCCUCUUCCUCCUUUGUUUUUGCGCUCUCUCUCUCGCAAUUUCAAUUCAUUUUCAUUCGUUCGUUCGUUAAUAAUAAAAACAAAACAAAACAAAACAAAGCUACAACAAACAGCCCUCACUUCUUUGUUCUUUCUCUCUCUACCCCAACAAACCCUGCUCUCUUUCUCUCUCUACCACAACUUUCUCUCUCUAGGGUUUCAGCACCAGCUUUCAGUGACGCUCUCCACUCCUCGUGAUCCACCGUGUUCCAACACCGAUCAAUUUUGCCGUUCCGCCCGCGAUUCCCUUUUGUUUUGCUUGCUCAGGGCAAAAGGGUUGCUUUGCUUGCAAACAAAGGUAGUUGUGGGCAGUUUGAGAUUCUUUUGUAGUGUUGGCGAGGAGGGAAUGUUGCUUGAUGCUUGAUGAUAGUUGCUAUGGACUUGAAUGCAUCGCCAGUCCCUGAGGAAGAUGAAGAUAUCUUUGAGGGACAUGUUGUCGAAGAGUACCAUGCACCAGAGGAACGUGUUGAAAGUGCAGUUGACAUAGCACGCCGGGAGCGCGAAGAGAGAAAACAACGAUUGAAGAGAGAACGCUCUGAUGACAGACCUGGGCAUUUAUCACAGUCACGUGGAUAUGAUCAGUUGUUUCAAACUAAGGCCCUUAAAUCAUAUGAUAAAAGUAGGCUUCCACCAGGUUGGUUGGAUUGCCCUUCAUUUGGCCAGGAAAUUUUUGGUAUGAUACCUUCUAAGGUUCCACUUGGUGAAUCAUUCAACGACUGCAUUGCUCCUGGUAAAAGAUACUCAUUUAAACAAGUGAUACAUCAGAUGAGAGUCUUAGGGAGAAAACUUGGCUUGGUAAUUGAUUUGACAAAUACUACUCGGUACUAUCCAGUGUCAGAUUUAAAGAAAGAGGGUAUUAAGCAUGUAAAGAUCCAAUGCAGGGGGCGCGAUUCGGUACCUGAUAAUUUGUCUGUGAAUCAAUUUGUCUAUGAGGUCACACAAUUUGUAUCACGUCAAAAACACUCAAAGAAGUAUAUACUUGUUCACUGUACUCAUGGACAUAAUCGUACUGGAUACAUGAUUAUCCAUUAUCUAAUGCGUACUACAUCAAUGUCUGUUACUCAGGCAAUAAAAAUAUUUUCUGAUGCACGCCCUCCAGGAAUCUACAAACCUGAUUACAUUGAUGCAUUGUAUGCAUUUUAUCAUGAAAAAAAGCCUGAAAUGGUAAAUUGUCCUCCUACUCCAGAAUGGAAGAGAUCUUCUGAACUUGAUCUCAACGGUGAAGCAGUUCCAGAUGAUGAUGAUGAUGGAGAACCAGUCCCCCAUUUGAAUGAGAACCAUGAGACAGACACACGGUUGACAAAUGAUGAUGUUUUGGGAGAUGAGAUACCUUCUGAUCAGCAGGAUGCAUUCCGGCAGUUCUGUUAUCAAACACUUAAACUGGGUGUUGGGCCCAGGGGACAUGCACAAUUUCCAGGUUCACAUCCAGUUUCUCUUAACAGGGAGAAUUUGCAGUUGUUACGACAACGUUAUUAUUAUGCAACAUGGAAAGCUGAUGGUACAAGAUAUAUGAUGCUAAUAACGAUGGAUGGGUGUUACUUAAUUGAUAGAAAUUUCAACUUUCGAAGGGUCCAAAUGAGGUUUCCCUGCAGGGGUACAGAGGGAUUGGGCGAGAAGACCCAUCACUUCACAUUACUUGAUGGUGAGAUGAUUAUAGAUACAUUGCCAGAUUCACAUAAGCAGGAGAGAAGAUACCUUAUAUAUGAUCUGAUGGCAAUCAACCAAGUAUCAGUGAUAGAGCGACCCUUCUAUGAACGGUGGAAAAUGCUUGAGAAAGAAGUAAUUGAACCUAGAAAUACAGAAAGGCAACAUAUUUUCCAGAGCAGGAACCCUUACUACAGAUAUGACCUGGAACCAUUUAGGGUGAGGAGGAAAGAUUUUUGGUUGCUCUCUACUGUCAGUAAGCUUUUAAAGGAAUUCAUUAAAAAGCUUUCACAUGAGGCAGAUGGUCUCAUAUUUCAGGGCUGGGACGAUCCAUAUGUACCACGAACUCAUGAGGGCCUGCUAAAAUGGAAAUAUGCGGAGCUGAAUUCAGUUGAUUUUCUCUUUGAGGUCGAUGAUGAUCACCAGCUACUUUUUCUCUAUGAACGUGGAAAGAAGAAACUAAUGGAUGGGAAUAGGGUUGCAUUUGGAGAUGAUUCAGAUCCUGCUGAUUAUUCUGGAAAGAUCAUAGAGUGCUCUUGGAAUUCUGAUAAUCAGGAAUGGGUAUUCUUGCGAGUGAGGACAGAUAAAUCAACUCCGAACGAGUUUAAUACAUACAGGAAGGUUAUGCGAAGUAUUAAAGAUAACAUCACUGAGGAGGACUUGUUGAACGAAAUAAAUGAGAUAAUUCGCCUUCCCAUGUAUGCUGACCGUAUAAAAGCCGACAGUAAAGCCACUCAGCAUGCUAUUAUGGCAAGGCGAAAUCGGUGAGGCACAUGUUGGGUAUUGUGCCUUCAAUUUUUCCACUGGUGGGAGAAUGUAAUUAGUUUAGGCGUUGCGGUAAUUACUGCAGUGCAGAUGAGUUUGUAUGAUGCAGUUGGUAGUUGGUACCGCCUCAAAUUCUAGCGUUGAAUGCAUUCCUAUGGUUGUCCUGAUUAGUAUAGUGUAGGCUUAGGAUAUCAAUGUAUAUUAUUAAUUUUUCUUUUGAGUAGUGAUAUUAUAAUGUUAAAAAGUGUAGCCGUUUCUUAGGUCAGUUCAUUUACAUUUGUUAGAUUUUCUUUUUCAGUAUGUUAAUAUUAAUGUGUUCAGAAUUAACAGGCCUUCCAUUGUUUGGGAAACUAUCCAGCUCAUGGUUCCUCCCUCGUUAGCACUCGAGAGGUCACUACUUUGCUAUUUCUAAUUUAAUGCAGAGUGUAUUAUUUGCACUUGGAUGGAUA